GAAACUGACGUUACGUCGCUGCCUCGGUAAUGGCAAGUGACAGAGGGUGAGGAAGGCGAAGCGAAACUUUUCAGCUACAAGUCGCUUUUCUCUUAAAUCCUUCAUAACAACCACAGCAUCCCAUUCUUCUACUCUGACACUGACGCGGCGCUGUUGUCGUCUACAUUUUACCAUCCUUCGCGUGGGUCUAAAGUCGUGAACGGUGGUCUGUCGGUCUCGAAGUAUCUGAAUAACAUUAUACCAGAAGUUUGUUCGACUUCGAGUAAAUACGCAGAGUCGCCGAAGAUUAUAAGCGAUGACUAACAGAGAAGACGAAUAUGACUAUCUUUUUAAAGUGGUGCUGAUCGGAGAUUCAGGUGUAGGGAAGAGCAACCUGCUGUCACGCUUCACCCGGAAUGAGUUCAACCUGGAAAGUAAGAGCACCAUCGGGGUGGAGUUCGCCACACGCAGCAUCCAGGUAGAAGGCAAGACUGUCAAGGCUCAGAUCUGGGACACAGCUGGACAGGAGCGAUACAGAGCUAUCACUUCUGCGUACUACCGUGGAGCAGUUGGAGCUCUCUUGGUUUAUGACAUUGCCAAGCAUCUGACGUAUGAAAACGCUGAACGCUGGCUGAAGGAGCUGCAGGACCACGCUGACAGCAACAUAGUCAUCAUGCUAGUGGGCAACAAAAGUGACCUACGCCACCUUAGGGCAGUGCCCACAGAUGAGGCCAAGGCCUUUGCAGAGAAGCACGGCUUGUCUUUCCUGGAGACUUCAGCAUUAGACUCAUCUAAUGUGGAGCUGGCUUUCCAAACUAUUCUCACAGCCAUCUACAACAUCGUGUCACAGAGGCAGAUGUCAGGGCGAAGCGACUCAGACUUCUCACCAGCCUCCAACGUAGUGCCCAUCACAGUCGAGCCCACCCAAAACUCAGCCAAUAAGGGUGUCUGCUGCCAGAGCAACUGAGUUCCUUACUACUGACCUCCUCCUUUACCUCCAGGCAACUGGAGAAACAGCCAGAUAGACAAACAAAGACAGACAUUUGGACAGGGAAAAUGGAGAGACAGGUAGAAAUAACCAUUUCACACAAGGACCUUUGUACUGGGGUUGAUUUGUCUAAUGUCUGGUUAAGAUGACUUAAUACAGCGUGAAGAGGGGACACAGUGAAGAAGGGAUAGUAAAGAGGUUUAGAUAAACAGACAAGGGGAUGUGGUGAGGAUUCAUAUCAUUGGAAAGAAAACACCUGAGAUGCACUGUACACAGUGCAUUUAGCUUUGAAAGAGGUACAUGAUCAGAACGUAUUACCAAUUUAACAAAAAAAUCCAACACUUUAUCAGGUCCCUUUUGUAUCUCAUCACAUUUUCUGUCUUUGCAAGCUGUCUCCCUUUGAAAGCUCUAUUUUACAAGCCAGUAAAUGCUUUCCCUCAGUUUCCCACUAGCGGGAUAUUUAGCAAUAAAAAUCCACAUCCAAAAGACUGAACUGCAACCCCUCGUUCACCACUGUCAUUCCCAUUUUCACUAAAUGUAUAAUAUUUAGAAAACAAUGUCCCUUACGAUAUUUAUUGAACACUAGAUUAAGGUCUUGUUUGGUCAAAGGGUUUGCAGUUUAACACUAGUUGGUUCAGAUUUUCCACACUGAUCGCUUCACAGCAAAGGGAGCUCUUUUGCUUUUUAGAUUUUUUUUUUCUUUCACGCACAAUCUAAGGGCAACUUUCCUUCACUAAUGGAGGAGUAAGACAUUUUUCCUAAAUCUACAUGCUGGACUUUGGUCGAAGUUGGUUCAAGUUGUGUUCCACCAGGCAACUCAGAGCAAUAACAUCCCUCCCUAACAGUGACAUGUAAUUUCUUUUUGAUUGCUUUUGAUCUUUGUUUGGAAGGCUUUCCUGCCCCAUGCACACUCAGUACUCUACAGAUGAGUCAUGCUCUUACAAGCUUUGCACAGCGUUAACUCUAAAUGGCAUGGGAUAGCUGUAUCACUUUCGAAUGGGUUAACUGCCUCACAUGUCAGUGAGACAGAAGUAUUGGUUCUGCUGAUGACUGUUUUCACCCCUGCCCUGAACCUUUGGGUGUAGUGAGAGAGGUUAGGGAAUUGGUUUAAAUGCAUUGACAACUCUGUGCUGCCUCUGCCGCUGCUGCCGCCUGCUAGCUGGAAUAGAUAGAUGGAUGGAUAAUGUUUCAUGGGAUGAGGUAGUGAGGGCACUCAGCCCUGCCCUGCUCCUGCGGUCUCUGAUGUACCCGAGAUGGCUUGUUUUACUGUAAGUGAAAUCCACCACUGCCUGCUCACCUACUCCUUUCUGUUUCUCUGUACACUGUAUGUAACUGGAACAGGACUCUGCCUUCUGGGAUCUCCCUGAGGUCUGCCCUCGCUCUCACUUGUCUUUAUUUCCUGUGGAGGGGGCGGGGGUUGUAUUCAGGAUCCACGAUUGGGUUUGUUAGUAUCUAAAUAGUUUUAAUAGAUGAGGAAAAGGAGAAAGGACGGUAGUGUUGGGAGGGGCUUAAUUAAAUCCAAAGGUUAUGCACACAGAUGGUGUUUAUCCUGCUGAUGUGUUUCCACAUCAACAUUGACUUAUGUUGACUUCAGAGGUCUUAAACUGAGUGGUGUAGGUAAGGGAUUUUUAACAUCUAUUCUAAUAUAUGUAUAUUUGGACUGCAUAUGUAUAAAUAAAUUCAUUUGUUAUA
Molecule: messenger RNA, 2659 nt
Organism: Scatophagus argus
Lineage: Eukaryota; Metazoa; Chordata; Actinopteri; Scatophagidae
Gene: rab11al
Product: RAB11a, member RAS oncogene family, like
Exons: 5
Coding region: 296-946 (216 amino acids)
Biological process (GO): melanosome transport; neurotransmitter receptor transport, endosome to postsynaptic membrane; exocytosis
Cellular component (GO): postsynaptic recycling endosome; transport vesicle; axon
Molecular function (GO): GTPase activity; GTP binding
Source: RefSeq, a predicted model, not a curated record